AUCGGGGGUGUUGCUAGUUGUUGAUGGUGGAUUAUAAUAAAAAUUAAAAGUGGGGUUGUUUUUCAUUUUUGUUGGGGUGAUUUAAACUAGAAGGACAGUAUAGACAGUUUAUGAUAAAUGGAGUUUUUGUGAACAAAAUAUUUUGUUAGAGUUUUUGUGAAGGGAUGGUGACACCUUUGAUGUUGUAACGGGCGGACUAUUUUAAUUUUGAUUAAGCGCCCCAAACAAUUAUUACCAAAACUAAUUAAAAUGAGUAUUAAAUAAUGUCAUAAAUUCUGACUCAAACAGUCCCCACAAUCUUUUUGACCGCCCAUAUAUUCCCUCCUUCUUGCUAACUUCUUUACUGUCUGUCUAUCAAGAACACCACCACCCAUUUCAUCAAAAAAAAACUUUUUGAUUACAAAAAAAUCUUUGUCUGGAAGCAGUGAACUGUAUCUUCAAAUUCCAAAGUUUCAAACCCUCGUGAGAAGAAAAUUCUUAUAAUAUGAAACCCACUACUGAUUUCCGUUUUCCACAGAGAAAAGUAUAGUAUCCCACGUCACUCGUGUGCAAACAUUAUUCUCACUGUCUGAAACUUCUCUUCACUUUCAUAUUCAUUUGUUUUUCUUUAUUUAUUCAAUUCCCUCUUCUAAAUUAUAUGAUUCUAAAUUUGUAUAUAUAAAUAGAUAGAAUAUAGGAUGGUUAGAUAUCCUGUCAGAACCAUUUGUGUGCUACAACAGUUUGGUUUAUGAGCGGCAGACAAAGUUGAAUCCUUUUUUUAGCUGCAAUUUGAAGAAGAAAGAAGAAGAAGACUCUGGGGUUUAGAAGAUUUUUCAGGUUGACUUUUUGGUCUUCUUUGAAGUUUGGUUGGUUACUUGAGCUUCAAUGGGUAUAUCAUUAUCUUUACUUUUAUCAGCCUGGAAAGAAAUCAUUGUGAAUAGAGGUAUGGUUGGAAUUACGGAUAACGGCGAAGAAGUUAUAGUUAGGACUAUUAGUUUCAAUAGAAAAGAUGGUGAGAUCAUUGUUAGGAAUGUUAGUUUUAAGAAGAAAGAUAAUUUGGAAAGUAGUGAUUCGCUGUCUGAUGGGUCUGAUACUAAGAUGGUAAUGGAGGAACCGACGAGUUUUAAGAAUUGGGAACGGAGUAAAUUGACGCUGAAGACUGUGUUUUCGUUCAAGAAUCCAUUCAUUGACAACAACGAUUCUUCAUUUACUUCAAGAAACAAAGACGAGGCUUCUAAGAAAGCGAAAUCCCCUUCAUUUCCUGAACCAGAAGUUAUGUAUUCUCCAAGGCCAUUGAGCGAGCUUGAUGCUGCGGCUGUUAAGCUUCAAAAGGUUUACAAGAGUUAUCGAACCCGAAGAAAUCUUGCUGAUUGUGCAGUUCUCGUUGAGGAACUUUGGUGGAAAGCACUAGACUCUGCAGCUCUUAAGCUGAGCUCGGAAACAUUCUUUAAUGUCGAGAAACAUGAAACUGCUUCUUCCCGAUGGACUCGUGCAUUGACUAGAGCUGCCAAGGUUGGAAAAGGUUUGUCAAAGGAUGAGAAGGCGCAAAAAUUAGCCCUUCAACACUGGCUUGAAGCUAUUGACCCACGACAUCGUUACGGUCAUAACUUGCAUUUCUAUUAUGAUCUGUGGUUUGAUUGCGGGAGUUCCCAACCUUUCUUCUACUGGUUGGAUGUUGGAGAUGGCAAAGAAGUAAAUCUUGAAAGGUGUCCUAGGAGCACACUUCAACGUCAGUGCAUCGAAUAUCUUGGACCAAAAGAGAGGGAAGUCUACGAAGUAAUCGUGGAAGAUGGAAAGCUUGUCUACAAACAAGGCGGAGAGUGUGUGGACACUGUUGAAGGCUUCAAAUGGAUUUUUGUCCUAAGCACAUCGAGAUCAUUGUAUGUUGGGAAGAAGAAAAAGGGUCAGUUUCAACACUCGAGUUUUCUAUCUGGCGGGGCUACAACAGCGGCUGGAAGAUUAGUGGCCCAUGAUGGGGUUCUUGAGGCAAUUUGGCCAUACAGCGGCCACUACCUCCCCACCGAAGAGAAUUUCAAAGAAUUCGUCAGCUUCCUCGAGGAACAUCAUGUGGAUCUCACCAAUGUUAAGAGAUGUGCAAAUGAUGAAGACUGUCCAUCAUCAUUCAAAGUUACCGACAGUGAAGUGGAUAGUAAGGCAGAAGAUACAGAGGGUUCAUCAUUCAAACUCACUGAUGCACCCCCAGCAGUUGAUACUACUAGUAUUCCUAAAGAAGAGACCAACGGCAAUGCGCAACCACAGAAGUUCGAUUUAGCCAAGCGUUUAUCUUGCAAAUGGAGUACAGGAACCGGACCUCGUAUUGGAUGUGUCAGUGACUAUCCAACCGAGCUACGAUUCCGUGCACUCGAACACGUCAAUCUAUCGCCAAGAGUUAGGACCGGAAGUGUUGGGUACUCGGGACCAAUCCCUUCACCGCGACCUAGUCCAAAGAUUCGACUUUCUCCAAGACUUGCUUACAUGGGUCUGCCUAGUCCUAGAAGCUCUAUACCCAGUAGAACAACUUCCUGUUAAGCUGAUUGCAAAUUGCAAUAACUAACUAGGGUCGUCUUUUUUACUGGCUCAACUUGUGCCCCUUCAUCAAUAGGCUCAAUAAAUUUUAAUGUGUGGGAUAUGGAAAAAAAAAAUGAAAAUAAUUUGUUCAUCUUUUUUCCAUUUUCUCCCAUUUUUGUAAUUCAACAAAAUUAAAUUCAAUCAAA
Messenger RNA from Papaver somniferum (opium poppy), 2693 nucleotides. RefSeq names its product IQ domain-containing protein IQM1-like. Lineage: Eukaryota; Viridiplantae; Streptophyta; Magnoliopsida; Ranunculales; Papaveraceae. The coding region runs from base 865 to 2508 and encodes 547 amino acids. The transcript is spliced from 9 exons. The record is from RefSeq and is a predicted model, not a curated record.